AUAUACCUGAUUUGGCCCCGUAACUCACCAGGACUGAGGACCAGCUUCUCACUUGGAAGGAAAUCCUAAGCAGAGCAGAGAAACGACAUGGCAUUCAAAUCAGCUCUUCUUCUGUUGGCUUUGGUUGCCUUUACCUACGCAGAAGCAUUCACCAGUGAAGCACUGGACUGCUGUUUAAGCACCAGCAGCAAGAUGAUUCCUGCCAGAAGAGUAAAGUCAUACGUCAGGCAGACGGUGAACAGCGGCUGCCAAAUGCCUGCAAUUCAAUUCAUCACAAAAAAAAACAUGAAACUUUGUGCACCAGUUCCAGAAGAUAAUAACUGGGCAGCUAAACUCAUGGAUCUACUGGACCGAAAACAGCAAAGAAAAUGA
Molecule: messenger RNA, 372 nt
Organism: Brienomyrus brachyistius
Lineage: Eukaryota; Metazoa; Chordata; Actinopteri; Osteoglossiformes; Mormyridae
Product: C-C motif chemokine 19-like
Exons: 3
Coding region: 88-372 (94 amino acids)
Biological process (GO): positive regulation of GTPase activity; G protein-coupled receptor signaling pathway; inflammatory response
Cellular component (GO): extracellular region
Molecular function (GO): CCR chemokine receptor binding; chemokine activity
Source: RefSeq, a predicted model, not a curated record